Messenger RNA from Arachis stenosperma, 888 nucleotides. RefSeq lists its product as uncharacterized. NCBI's taxonomy places the organism in Eukaryota, Viridiplantae, Streptophyta, Magnoliopsida, Fabales, Fabaceae. The record is from RefSeq and is a predicted model, not a curated record. The coding region runs from base 1 to 888 and encodes 295 amino acids. The transcript has a single exon.
AUGCCGAAGGAUUGGAUGGAUCUACCAAGGUAUAGCGAAGAGUAUAUCAAUGGUGUUAUUAGUUUCUUAGAGUUUGCAUACUCUGAGGGAGAACCGGACGGACAACAAAUUCAAUGUCCUUGUAAGAGGUGUUGUAACAUUGAGUGGUAUAGAAGAGAUGUGGUAUUUGACCAUUUAGUAGCCGAUGGAUUUGUUAAGGGAUAUAGAACAUGGAUUAAUCACGGGGAAUGGACAAUCCCGAUGGUGGUUGAUGAUGACACGGAUGAUGAAGGUGCACGCGAUGACAUCGAAGGAUUGCUUAAUGAUGCAUUUGGAGAUCAUGCUGAGGGUGUUACUGUAGGUCCAAAUGAAGAGGCUAAAAAGUUUUAUAAUUUAAUAGAUGGGGCAAGUCAGGAGUUAUACCCGGGCUGCAAGAAAUUUUCUACAUUAUCUUUUACCAUCCGCCUGUACUUGUUAAAGUGUUUGCACGGUUGGAGCAAUGCCUCCUUCACUUCCCUUCUUGAGCUAUUGAAAGAGGCAAUGCCUGAAAUUAACAUACCUCCAUCUUUCCAUAAGACGAAGGCUAUGAUAAGAGAUUUAGGUCUGGAUUAUAAAAAAAUUGAUGCUUGUCCUAAUGAUUGCCUCCUGUAUAGGAAAGAACUAAAGGAUGAAACACAAUGUCGUGUAUGUGGAACAUCUCGAUAUACUGAAAAUUCUAGUGAUAAUAGCGAGAACCAACCUCACAAGAAAGGUCGUCCUAUUCCUGCCAAGACUCUGAGAUACUUUCCUAUAAUUCCAAGACUUCAGCGAUUAUUUAUGUGCUCAAAAAUGGCAGCUAGUCUGAGGUGGCAUGAUGAGGAGCGCGUUAAAGAUGGGACGUUAAAGCAUCCUGCUGAUGGACUGGCAUAG